Molecule: messenger RNA, 1010 nt
Organism: Chiloscyllium plagiosum (whitespotted bambooshark)
Lineage: Eukaryota; Metazoa; Chordata; Chondrichthyes; Orectolobiformes; Hemiscylliidae
Source: RefSeq, a predicted model, not a curated record
CCUUCGCCCACAGUCAGUCGAUUGGUGGAGCCUGGGGAUCCUAAUGUUUGAGUUGCUGACUGGCGCGUCUCCCUUCACCCUGGAGGGUGAGAAAAACUCCCAGGGGGAGGUGUCCAGGCGGAUCUUACAGGCUGAUCCCCCGAUCCCCUCGGAGAUCAGUCCUGCUGGUCGGGAUCUCAUUCAGAAACUCCUCGUCAAAGACCCGAAGAAGAGGCUGGGUUCGGGAGCCAAGGGCGUGUCCGAAAUUAAACGUCACCCCUUCUUCCGGGGAAUCAACUGGGAGGAUCUGGUGGCCAAGCGGAUCCCAGCGCCCUUCAAGCCAGUGAUCCGCAGCGAGAUGGACGUCGGGAAUUUUGCGGAGGAGUUCACUGAGAUGGAUCCCACCUACUCCCCAGCCAGCCUCCCCCACAGCGGGGACAGGGUCUUCAAGGGCUACUCCUUUAUCGCUCCAUCUGUGCUGUUUGCGCACAACGCCGUGACCUCUGGGGACCUGGACCUUGAGCUGAGUGAGGUGGGAGGCUGCCCAGACAGCAUGGCAGUCGCUCGGAGUGCCAUGAUGAAGGACUCAGCAUUCUUCCAGCAUUAUGAGCUGGAGAUGAAGGAGCCUCCUCUGGGAACGGGCAGCUUCUCCAUCUGCAGGAAAUGCCACAACAAACUCAACGGCCAGGAAUACGCAGUGAAAAUCCUGAGCAACAGGAUGGAGAGUCACAUCCAGCGGGAAGUGGGAGCUCUAAGGCUGUGCGAGGGUCACCCGAACAUUGUCAAACUUCACGAGGUCUUCCAAGACCAGGUGAGUGGGUGUGAGGGGCAAGCCCCCUCCCCGAACCCUGCCUCCACCCCUCGCCAUCCCCGUACCCACCUCCCACUCCUCUGCAUCCGCAUUCCCCCAAUUGCUCACACGUGCCGACCCACCAGCUCCCCACUCCCCCACAAACACUGCCAACCACAGCCCACCACACACCCUCAAUACGCUGUGGAAUUGAAGGGCUUCAGAAAGGGAUGUUGCCAGG